UACCUAAGCUUCAAGAGCCGUGUGCAAAAGCAUAUAAUAGACUAGGAGCAGCAACAUCCCUUCAACUCAUUCGAAUUGCGGUGGUAGUAAGUGGCAGGAAACCAAGUCCCAUCGCCUCCUGGAGCUAGCGUUCUCGAUUUCAACUAUCUAACGAACACAAGGUCGAACACACAUCACAAAAUGCCUUUCAAACCAAUUGAAAACCCCAAAUGCUCCAAAUGCGGAAAGUCUGUAUACGCAGCUGAAGAACGUGUAGCUGGAGGACUUAAAUGGCACAAAUCCUGCUUCAAAUGCGGUCUCUGCGGAAAGAUGUUAGAUUCCACCAACUGCUCUGAACACGAGGGCGAAUUAUACUGCAAAAACUGCCACGCCCGUAAAUUUGGACCAAAAGGUUACGGUUUUGGAGGUGGUGCUGGUUGUUUAAGUAUGGACACCGGUUCUCACUUGCAAGAAAAUAGCGACGUGGUCAUUUCAGGAGCACCCCUAAUUGCAAAGGCAAUCGCUAAGGCACCGGCCGGUGAGGGAUGUCCCCGUUGUGGAGGUUACGUGUAUGCCGCGGAACAAAUGCUAGCGCGUGGAAGGGGGUUCCAUAAGUCCUGCUUUAGAUGUAGGCACUGUAAUCGAACCUUGAAUUCAAUUUUGCAUUGCGAUGGGCCGGACCGAGAAGUUUACUGUAGAGCUUGCUACGCUGUACGCUUUGGUCCCAGAGGCUUAGGACAUGCGGGGGUAUCAUUCCUCGGGCUCAUGUGCGAUGCCUUGGAUCUAGAAUGGCAGAGCGACCAGGCGCCUAGGACAACCGUAAUUGAUACCGCCGUAAUUAAGGCCGCACCCGGACAAGGAUGUCCUCGUUGUGGCGGAGUUGUAUUCGCCGCGGAGGAAGUUUUGGCCAGAGGAAGACCGUGGCAUCGCAAGUGCUUCAAAUGCAAGGACUGUCAUAAAACUCUUGACUCCAUCAUCGCAUGUGACGGCCCUGAUAGGGACGUCUACUGUAAAACUUGCUACGGAAAGAAAUGGGGACCGCACGGUUAUGGAUUCGCUUGUGGUUCAGGAUUUCUUCAGACGGACGGCUUAACAGAGGAUGAAAUUUCUGCUUCCCGUCCUUUCUACAACCCUGACACUACAUCAAUUAAGGCCCCGCCUGGCCAAGGUUGCCCCCGUUGUGGUGGCAUGGUGUUCGCGGCCGAGCAGCAGCUUGCUAAGGGAACUAUGUGGCACAAGAAGUGCUUCAAUUGCGCCGAAUGCCAUCGGCCUUUGGAUUCAAUGCUGGCUUGCGACGGGCCCGACAGGGAAAUUCAUUGUCGCGCUUGUUACGGCAAGCUGUUCGGACCUAAAGGUUUCGGUUACGGCCACGCUCCAACCUUGAUGUCGACCGAAGGACAAUCGACGCUUUUAUUCCCCGAUGCUAGACCGAACAGCGGACGCAAGGCCGCUCCAGGAAAAGGUUGCUCUAGAUGUGGAUACGCGGUUUAUGCUGCCGAACAGAUGAUCAGUAAAAACGGAAUUUGGCACAAGCGAUGCUUCAGUUGCUCCGAUUGCGGAAAAUCUCUAGAUUCGACAAACCUUAACGAUGCACCUAACGGAGAAAUUUACUGCAGAGGUUGCUAUGGUAGAUCAUUUGGACCUAAAGGAGUAGGAUUCGGAAUGGGUGCCGGUGCACUGACGAUGGCGUAAAGGGCUUGGAUUUCCCCCCAUCGUAAAAACCUAAAAAAAUUAACUAAAAAAAACUACACGUUUAUUUAAAUUUAACAGGUGAUUUUAGUUUCUUUCCAAAUUACUGGAGCUUUUGUUUGCAUAUAUGCAGGUAACAUUUACAACGAUCGCUUUUGACUUGCUCGAAUUUUGAAAUUUUUUAGAAUCGUAUUUUUCAUUUUUUUUGUAUACUUACACGUUACGAUCGAAUCUGAUUAUGUAGAAAAUGAAGGAGAACUGUUAAAGAAUACUUGUCGGCAGACAGUACAUCUACGUUAUCCAGUGAUAUCAUCGAACGACCAGGUCAAACCUGACGUCUUUUUAUACAUAUCUACACUGGCC
This is a messenger RNA of Photinus pyralis (common eastern firefly), 2031 nucleotides long. RefSeq names its product muscle LIM protein Mlp84B-like. The transcript is spliced from 9 exons. Lineage: Eukaryota; Metazoa; Arthropoda; Insecta; Coleoptera; Lampyridae. The record is from RefSeq and is a predicted model, not a curated record. The coding region runs from base 181 to 1671 and encodes 496 amino acids. Gene Ontology annotation, molecular function: structural constituent of muscle; actinin binding. Gene Ontology annotation, biological process: muscle tissue development; sarcomere organization. Gene Ontology annotation, cellular component: cytoplasm; Z disc; nucleus.